This is a messenger RNA of Arabidopsis lyrata subsp. lyrata, 2288 nucleotides long. RefSeq names its product disease resistance protein CHS1. Lineage: Eukaryota; Viridiplantae; Streptophyta; Magnoliopsida; Brassicales; Brassicaceae. Gene Ontology annotation, biological process: defense response; signal transduction. Gene Ontology annotation, molecular function: ADP binding. The transcript is spliced from 2 exons. The record is from RefSeq and is a predicted model, not a curated record.
GUGGAAUGAAUGCCUGAUAUAUGACUAAUUUGGUUGAGAGCUCUUCUCCAUUGGGAAGCCCUAUUCGGCUCCCUAUCUUCGUGCUUUUGAAAGGCAGCCGCGAAUCUUCCUUUCUGGUGUCUCACGUCAGAAGGAUCGACUCUGUAGAAGAUGGGAACCACAUGAAUCCGAUUCACGCUAUGAAGCUCCAUUAUCAAUCGGAGCUCCUCCAAGCACCAUUGCGAGGUAGCAUAGUUCUCCGAGAUGAAGACAACAGCGACCUGUGAAGUUUUUAUGGCUUCGAUGAGCCUUUCCUUAAUUUCGGAUCCUGCCCCGAUCCCCUGAUCGUCUUUAUAAGUAAGAAUUCCCUGGCGUAUAAGAUCUUUAUACAAAAAGCUGACUACGGUGCGCCGAGUGUCUUUCCCUCUGAAACUGAGGAAGACAUCAUAGUUGCUCCUAACAAGAGUUGACAAGGACGAGGAAGCCAUCACCGAAUAUUAUGGCGUUUGAGACUUAUAAGAGAGCUAUCUAUCUGAAAAAUUGGAAAAUUAUUUGUACUCUUCUAUAUAUGUUAGAAUUACUGGGGGUUGGAUUCUAGCUAGCCCAGGAAAGAGUGCCAAGGUCAGCGUUUACUUUCACAUUAAUCCAACUUGACCACUUCCCUUUUAUGUUUUAAUGUACCCAAUUGAACUGCCUUGCACGUUCAACAUAAGAAAUUGUAUUUUGACGCAGCAAUUUCAUAUUUAAAAAAAUCCAUCGUUUACUAUGUCCAAGUAGGGGAUCUUCUUCUGUUCCGAAGUGUGUAUCUCCCCGUCGUAGUCUCUGAAAUUCUCAUCUCUUCAGCGAAAGACAAUCUACACAACCUUUCUUAAUGUCUUCCUCUUCUUCAUCUCUUAUCCCCAAGUUUGAUGUCUUCCUAAGUUUCAAAGCAGAAGACACCACCAACAUAUUUGUAUCAGAUCUUCACCGUUCGUUGUCAGAAAAAGGCAUUACAACUUAUCAAAAAGAUGAAAAACAGGAGGAGAAAGACUCCUCCGUUGUUUCUGACCUAAAGAAAUGUAUCAUAGAGUCAAAACUCGCCGUUGUAGUGGUCUCAAAGAGCUAUCCAACUUCUGUUCUAUGCCUCAACCAGCUUCAAACAAUCAUAAACUUUCACGAUGAAGGUCAACUCUCUGUCCUACCCAUCUUCUACGGAGUUGAUUUGUCGAAUAUAAGAAAUCAGACUGGAGAAUACACAGAAGCUUUUAGAAACCUUGCUGAAGAAUUUUCACCUGAGAAGGUUCAAGCAUGGAGGAGUGCUCUUGCCAAACUCACCAGUGUAUCUAGCCUGGAUUCACGUUUUUGGAGCAAAGAAGAGACGAUGGUAGAUUUGGUUACGAAUGAAAUCUUGCUUAUGGUUUCAAAUAAGCCGAAUAGUCCAUCAACAACCAAAGCAGAUGGACAUGUCGCAUUGGAUCGUCAUAUGCAAGCGAUAUAUUAGUUACUGGAUUUAAAAUCUAACAAGGAAGUUCGUUUGGUCGGCCUUUGGGGUCCCGGAGGCGUUGGCAAGACGACACUAGCGAGAUACGCGUACGAAGAACUGUCUACCAAUUUCCAUGUCCGUAUGUUUUUAGACAACACCGAAAAGAUCUAUCACCAAGACAAUCGGGAAACAUUCACAUCAAGAGAGACUCGAGAGGGGUUUCAAAAGCUGACAAGGGGAAUAAAUGAGAAAAGUACUGCAGGUGUGAUCAAAUCAGCAGUUAGACACCGAAAAGGUCUACUUGUGGUUGACUGUGUGGAUAAUAUCGAACAGUUAAAGGACAUAGCAGAGAUCGUUCGUUGGUGUGGUUCAGGAAGUAGAAUCAUCCUUAUCGCACAGGACGAGAAUUUGUUAGAUAAAUUUGGUAUGGAGCAUGUCUAUGAAGUGUCCCUGAGAUACGACGAAGCCCUUCAAAUCUUCUCUCAAUCUGCCUUCAAACAGCAACACCCUCCUACCAGUUUUGAAUCACUCUCCCUUCGUGCUAUCCAGAUUGCCAGUUUCCUUCCUCUGACUCUUAAAAUUCUCGGUUCGUUUUUACAUGGCAAGGAUGAAAAGAGUUGGGAGGAGGAGCUGCAAAAUCUUGAAGGAGACCAAGAGAAAACUAUAAUGAAAGUUAUGAAGAAAAGCUACAAAAUCGAAAAUGAGAAGGAGCAAAUCUCUUCAUUUAGUGAUGAUUAUAAGGAAAAAUUCACCUGAAAAGAAAAGGUGUUUGCUUUUUCAAAUGUGAACAUGUGAUAGAUGUAUUUUCAUAAUGUUUGAUGUAGCAUUUUCACUAUAAAAGCGAACU